UGAAUGCUUUAAGAUUUGGGUGAAGAGCCUGUGGAAUCUGCACUGGGGCAGCUCUGCCUUUCAUACCCGAAGGCUCCGAUUGCCUUCAGCUACCAGAGCUUGCUGUCCAUUCCCUCAUCCCUUCCUUCCUCUGGAGCGUAAGGUUUGAUCCCACAGCUUUUCAUGUGUCCACGAACAGAGAUAUUUCAGACGGAGCCCACUCUCAACCUGUCUAAACAGCCUUAUGCAGUGAGGAGGAGCUGCACCCAGCUGUCCUGGAGCACCGAAGAGGAGCUGUGGCAGCAGCUGUAAAAGAAAAAUCACCAUGGAGCCGCCACAUAAAAGUCGCUGCGAAGCUGCAGUAUGAAAUGCCCUAGUGGCUUCAGAACAUUUUUAUUGUACAGUUACUGCACAUUUGGAGGUCAAGAGAGUGUCUUGGCAUCCUGAGCGACUGCCUCAAUACAAUGGGAAUUCUCCCCAGCAAGCCUGUAUUAACCUCUUUUCCACUGGAUCAGCAAGUGCCAUAGAGAUGUGGGGGAAGAUGUUGUUCAAAGAACACCUCUACCCUGCACUCCAUGAGAAAUGAAAGUGAAAAUCCAGCUGCUUUUUACAGAAUGAAGAAGCCCGUGGCAUGCCUUUCCCCCCAAGGUUCAAGUAGCUUCUGCAUCUCCGGUGCAGGGCUCUGGAAGAGGAGCUGAAUGACUUCAGAGCUGGACAGAGUGCUCAAGUGCAUGGAGAAGGGAGGAGGCACAAAAGCUUCCUGGGACACAAACGACUUUUGAGAGAGAUGACUGAGGGAGGAGCCUGGUGAGGCUGACCUGGGAUAGUGGAGGACCCAAGGAGAGCAUCCAACACUGCUGGAGCUGAGCACCACCCAGAGCACGCCUGAUGGACCCUUCCCACUUUACACGGUUCUGUUUCCUGCUUCUGACUGUUGCAGCUCCUUGUCCAAAUAUUGCCAUGCACAAUGACAACCCUGCUGAGAGGACACAAGACUCUGCCUUUGGCAAAACAAAAGUGACAGUCUACCACUGUAAAGAGUGUGAGAGAAACACAUGCACAUCAUCCAAUUACGAAGAUUUUGUAAUAAUUGGUGAAACGCAAAAUGAGACAUUUUCAAACGAAAAAAUUCAGUUGGUGACCAGUGAAACACACAUUAUUAUGUGCUUUCAGCAAGAAAAUACUAUUCCUAAAGGAAUUUUUGCCAUCUUCUGGGAGAAAGACACAGGAGUAGGAGACUCAUGUGACCUCCUGAAUUUCGAAGCUUCCUUUGAAAAUGUGACAGAUCCCAUCAUUAAAACUUGCUGUGCAGCAGAGAUGAACCUCUCGGUGCCCAACUCUACCCUGAAGUGCUACUCUGAAGAUGAGAAAACCACAAAAUCGGCAGCCAACAGCACUGAUGAGGAAUAUCUAGGUAUCCCUCAGUUUUCCAUCAGCAAAAAACGCAGCGUUGGCAUCAUUGCCCUAUUUGUGGUUCUUGUGGUUUCUGCAGUAGCAGUGACCAUAUGUUGUGUUCAACAGAAGCGAAAGGCUCAAGGACCUGUCAUAGUGCUCCAUUCAAUUGUUAAGGAAAUUAUUUGAAAAAUCAAACGGGCUCCUGAUGUGGAAAACCUCACACCUAUUUGAAAAACAUGCUCAAAAGGACAAACCAGGCCUCUAUGCCAGCAGCGUAUUCCUCGGUAAGCAUGUAGAAUGUUCAGCUGGAGAAAAAGAUAUUACUUUUAUAUGAUAUCUCCUGGCAGUUUUCACAAAUGUACCUUCACCAAAUCCAUGCAUUAACUGAGCACUGUGAUUGCCAUAGUCAUCCAGCUCCAGGCCUUCACGAGCAACAUGAGAAACUCCAUGGAUCUCCCAUCCUCUCCUGGUGCUUUGCUGAGGACAGCAGUCAUCACAAGAUGGAGUGUCUGCUUCAGCAGCACAGCUUUAAACCAAAUGAAUUCUCUAGAUCCAAAAUCCCGUUUUCUACAGGUGACUGGUUUGUUGAUUUAGAGGAGUUUGGUCUCUUCAACAGACAUUUGAUUUUGCUACCUUGGCAGGUUGAAGACAUCUCUGCAUGGUCAUUCCUCCCUCCUGGCACACGAGGGGGUUAUAUCCAGCUCCCUCAGAAACAACAUUGGGUGAUGGAGGCCAUAGCCUCCUCAGGGGCUGUAAGGAAGUGUGGUAUCAAUAUCCAUGACAAAUUAGGUCAUUAUAGUGGCAAUUUUAGUGUAGGACAUUUUCAACAGUAACUCCAGUGAAUAGGAGAGCAUAUCAAUGUAAUCAUGCUCUUUCCUUAUUGGAAAAGAUUACAAUAUUUCUGCAUCUGAAGAUAGAUUUGGGUAUCCUUCAUGUAGACACUCUGUGAUAAAUACUGCACUUUGAGGAUCUCCAUUUAUUAGUUCACAGGUGGUAUAUCAUCUUCAAAUGAUUUAUCAUUCAAGCUUGAUUUGAAUAAAUCCCUGAAAGUUUGUAUUAGUCGUAAUCUAUUAUCAGGCUUUUGAGCAAAAAUAAUCAGUGGAGCGAUUGGAAAGAAGAUCCAUGAAACAAGAUGAAUACUGGCUAAAUCACUGGUUUAAUGACCCAUGCACCCGCAGAUGAAACUUCCAGCAGGAAAUCUCAAAGGAUGCAGGAUGUUGUGUGACUUUAAAUUUCCUACAAACAAAUCUAUAGGGAAAAGUUCAUAAUGAAAGACAUCAAAAAAUAUGUAAUUAAUUAAUUUUAGAAACACAGCAAAGCCUCUGCUUAAACUAGGUCUUGUUUGGUGCAGAAGAGUAGUGCUGGUGUUGGGGGAUUUUCCCCUCCACAGUGGGGGCUUUACACUCAGGCUGAUCUAAGAUACCCUUUUAACUCAGCUCUCAGCUUAGUUGUUGGACUUUGUCUUUUCAGUUCUAAUGCAGUAGAAUGUAGUCAAAAUCUUUUGAAGAGAGGGCAGUCCUGAGGUGUUCAAAGGCUUUGAGGUAUUUACUGUGUAUGUUGUUUUGAAUGAUUCAGUUGUGAACUCUGUUAUAUCAGAAAGAACGUUAUAAUAUGUUCAUUCAAUAGGCCAAAGCUGAGGUUACCUGUAAAUACUCCAGACUCUACAAGGAUUUAGAGAUAGAAGGAAAAAGACUUUUCCUCUUUAUACGACAAUUUGGUACAACCGCAACUGCUGUUUUUCCCCAGAACAGGACUGCUGUAAGCUUUCAGCAGGGUAAACCUGUGUCUCAAUGAGUGAGAAAGAGGUAUGUUUGGGAUAAAACUCAUCUUUUUGGAGGCAAUAUGAUACCUGCUCCUGUAGCCUGGAAGCUAUAGCACUGCAGCUAUUAUGGGUGUUGCUUUUAGUUCUGUUACCAUUGGGUACCUUUGAGGAAGUGCCAAGUGCUUCAGCUUAUGCGAUUGAGUUCUAUGCUGUGCUUCUGGAGAUUUCCAGUGACUUACACAUUAUUUUCCCAUAGCUAGAAAAAUACUGUUUUGAAAUUGAAGACCAUUGCUGUUCUUUUGCAUGGUCUUUCAAUGAGAAAAAUAUGUGUCUAUGUUUAUGUGUGGAAAAAUCUAUGCAUGUGUCUAUCUAUGGUGUUCAAAUCAAUGGCUGACAUGGGGUGGUUUUGAUAUAAACCCAGAGUUCUUUGGAAAAGGGACAAAGUGAUAUUUGAGAACUCACACUGUAUUAACUUGAGGGGUUCAGGUUUAAUGAUGUACAGAUUUUAUUUCUGCUCUCUAACACCAGUUGGGGCCAGAGAGCUGGACAUGAUUGAAGAAGAAAGGUUAUACGGUUGCUUUUGCCCAGUGACAGUUGUUUAGCUAAACUAGUCACAAGGCACAAGUCACAGACUGAUCUUGGUGGCUCACUCAAGCGCACUUUCCUUUACAUUUCUUCUUUCUAUUGAUGAUUAUGCAGGUUGAGAUAUUUGGAGGCAUCACUACCAACUGUUUCACUUUGUCCCUCGUGAAUUGUGUUGCGCUGGUAGACAUCAAUAAUGAUAUCUCUGGAAAAACUUUUAAAUAUAGCUCUAAGGAUCUACAGUGUUUUUCUAAGCAAUGGCAUUGUGUUGUUUUGCAGUAUUCAAAUAUUGGCAAGUAUUUGUUUAUGAAAUAAAAAUAUUACUAAAGAUACUAA
Molecule: messenger RNA, 4054 nt
Organism: Cuculus canorus (common cuckoo)
Lineage: Eukaryota; Metazoa; Chordata; Aves; Cuculiformes; Cuculidae
Exons: 11
Coding region: 868-1560 (230 amino acids)
Source: RefSeq, a predicted model, not a curated record